Molecule: messenger RNA, 4653 nt
Organism: Chara braunii
Lineage: Eukaryota; Viridiplantae; Streptophyta; Charophyceae; Charales; Characeae
Source: the annotation of a GenBank genome assembly
ACGUCAGCAUUGCCACGUCAGCAGCAAGGGAUACCACAUCAGCAGGCACCGGUCUGGUCUAUGAUGUUGCGUUCACAGACAGCAGUCAUGGACCAGAAGGCUUGGGGAACAGACGAGGCCUAUCAGGCCCGCAUGUUAGCCUGGAGUACCGAGACAAAGAAGCGGGCAGAUGACGCUGCCGCAGCAGCCAAGAAAAGGGCAGAGGAUGCCGAGCAGGCACGUCUGCUGGCCGUGCAACAACAGCGCCAGCACGACGAGGCAGCAGCAAGGGCUGCCGAUGAAGAAAGAACACAGCGUCGUGAGAAGAUAUUCACCGGAGAGCGGGCGUUACUUACCAUGGCAGCAGAAUGGCAAAGCGAGGCCGAGAACAGCCAGUUGGAGGACAGCGCAAACAAGAUAGCGCUCCUCCUCUCGCAUCUCACGGAUCUCCUGGCAACCUGCAUUACACAGCAGGCGAAGAUCCUUGGUCUCGACAACUCAGUAGCUCAUCUCCAAGACUGCCUUCAGCGGGUGGAGCAGCGACCAGUCGCCGCCGACGACGCAGGCUCUUCCAAUACUGCCGACCGCCUCACCGCAUUGGAGAUGCACGUCGGCUCCCUCCAGGACGGCGCACAGUUACAGCAGACCGCGACGCAACAGUUACAGCAGCGGAUCUGCACUACCACCACCACCUCGAGUCCGGAGCCGCGCGAGACAGCUCCUAAGUUCGAUGGGCAGGAGAUCUUCCACGACUCAAUCAAGACAGAUCCAAUUCCAUGGUUUCGCAAGUUCGAGCUCACGCUGCAGCUCCACAACGUCAAGGAACACAAGCAUCACACCUAUUUAUACUCUCGCUCAGGGGGCGCGUGUCAGGCUUGGUUGGACAACCUGUUGUCCAAGUACGGAGUGGUAGCUAACGACUUGCACACCAAGAUCACCUGGGAUGAUCUGAAGGCGGCGUGGCACAAGCAGUUCCAAGUGGAGCCGCCAGAGAUCAAAGCCAUGGACAAGCUCAUGGUCUUCGAGCAAGGCACGCUGCCGAGUACGGACUGGAUCGCCGAGUACCAACGCUUGACGUCAGUCCCAGACAUCCAGAUGGGUUUCAAGGCCAUCCGCCACUACUUCAUCUCAAGGUCAUGUCCGACAUUGAGCAAUGCCCUGACGCAUGUCGAGGACACCUUGGCGACGACGGCGGAAUUAUUUGACAAGGCUGCGCAGAUCAUCGUUACGAACAAGGAGGCCAAGAACCUCCGUUCAUCUGCGUCAGGCUCGAGCAGGGACCAGCAUCGGCCAAGAGUGGCCGUGGUCGCAGCGGCAGCGCCGUUAGACCAAACCAGCGAGGCUGCGUCUGCCAGUGAAGGAGACAKAUUCGCAGCCGCCCGGGAAGGUUUGCCCAUUGAAAGGCAAGGGCAGACAGGGAAACUGAGCACCGCCGAGAGUGACGCGACAACACUCUCGACGCCUUCGGAACUCGUUUUUUCGCGAGUGACCAGCCUUCAUUCCGAGGCGCACGGGGAAGUCGACAGUCCUCCGCUUCUAUUUUCUUUUGAGGACUAUGCUGCCUGGCUCGUUCCAACGCUGGGUACUCAAACUCAAGGACAAGGAGUGUGUGCGGUUUCUUCUCCGUCCGGCAACAGCGACAUAUCGUCUUCAAGUGGUUCGUCACGGGAUUCGGCGCGCGAGUUCAAUAUAGAGGCAUUGGACCCGCUCACGUCUGAGGACUUUGCAUGGCUUCCUCUUCCGACCACAGGCUUUUUGCCGAGACCGCAAUGCGCAGCACUUAGCGCUCAUCUCCACACUUACCUUUCCUUCUAUGCACCACCAACUUCGCCGACGGAUGACGAAGUCGCGGUGGGGGACAUCCUGGCGUACGUUACCAAGGUGACCCGCGAGUUUUGCACGCAGCGGUACGAUAACAACAAUGCACUGCUCAUGUAUGUCCGCAUCCAGGUUGGGCAAGCGUCCUGCAGCGCUUUGCUGGAUAGCGGCGCGACUCGCAACUUCAUGAGCCAGUCUUUUAUGCAAAGAGCUGGCCUUGGCGCACAAGUUCGGAGAAAGGCAAACUCGACGGCGAUCAAGUUGGCGGAUGGAAAGACGCAGCAACUACUCGACCGUUACAUCGAGGCCGUACCGGUCUACUUCGCACCUCAUGCAUGCGAACCGGUGACAUUCGAUAUUCUCGACACGGACUUCGACAUCAUUAUGGGAAUGCCUUGGCUUGCAAGUGCGGAUCACACGGUCAACUUCCAUCGGCGGACUCUUAGCGUUCGCAACGCCUUCGGCGUGGAAGUGGCGUGUACUAUUCCUCUAUCGCACUCUUCAAUCAGGUGCCAAGUGGUGACGACCAAAUCAUUCCGGGCGACUUGUGCUUACGAGCAGCCCGAGGAAAUCGACCUAUGUUUCCUACGGACCGUCGCGGUAGCCGACUCUUCACCCACGGACUUGUCUUCGGACCCCCGUGUGGUACGGUUGCUGGGCAAGUUCGCCGACAUCUUCGAGUCACCUACCGGUGUGGUGCCGGGUCGGCCGAUCUCUCACGAGAUCAUUCUUGAGGCCGGUGCCAUGCCGCCGAAAGGUUGCAUCUAUCGGAUGAGCGAGGAGGAGCUUGAGGUACUCCACGCACAACUCGACGAUUUGUUGGCCAAGGGCUGGAUCCGCCCGACAAGAAAGUGCCCCUCGUGCAUUCCAUUGACGAUGCACGCAAGAAGGAGCUCAUCAUUCGUCCACGCGCUCAAGCGGUGGCGGCACUUCCUCCUUGGUCGAAGCCAAUUUCGAUGGGUAACGGACAACAAUCCGUUGGUCUUCUACAAGACCCAAGACACCGUCAACAGCACCAUCGUUCGAUGGAUGACUUUCAUCGACCAAUUCGACUUCUUUCCCGAUCACAUUCCCGAUAAGUCGAACCGUUUUGCGGAUGCUCUCUCACGGCGUCCGGAUCAUUGUACCGCAGUCUACUCGACGUUCGAGACUGACGACGACCUGCGGAACAGCUUCAUCCGCGGCUACCAAGCCGACCCUGAUUUUCCCGACAAGUACGCAAAUUGCUCCUCUCCUAAUCCGGCUCCUUCUCACUACCGGAUCCAAGAGGGGUACUUGCUUGUCCACACGCGGGGGAAGGACCUUUGCGUACCGAGUGAUCCUCACUUGCGUACACUGCUUCUUGGCGAGUUCCACGACGCUCCCACCACUGGACAUUUUGGAGUCAAUCGCACAAUUGGCCGACUUCACCAGCGAUUUUGGUGGCCCGGCCUUCUCGGCGACGUCACGCGCUAUUGCGAGUCAUGCGAGGUUUGCCAACGCUGCAAAUCCCGCAACCAUCGUCCAUACGGCGAGUUACGACCAUUGCCUGUCCCGUUGAGACGAAGGGAAGCGAUUGCGAUGAACAUCACCGGCCCGUUCCCCAAGCACAAGACCGGAGUGGAUGGGAUUCUCACGGUGGUCGACCGACUCACCAAGUUCGCCAUGUUUUUGCCUUGUCGCUAUCAUCCCAAGGCACCGGAGUUGGCCGAGGUUCUUUACGCCGAUUGGAUUCGCACCAAGGGUUACCCCAAGGAGAUCGUCUGCGACCNCGAUUGGAUUCGCACCAAGGGUUACCCCAAGGAGAUCGUCUGCGACCUCGACACUCGGUUCAUGUCCGAUUUUUGGUUGGCGCUCAUCAAGCGAUGGGGCUCAUCUCUCAAGCCCAGUUCAGCUCGCCACCCUCAGACCAAUGGCCAAACGGAGAGGGCGCAUCAGACCGCACAGGUUCUCCUUCGCACUCUCAUCCGCCCUGACCAGAAAGACUGGGUUGAGCGACUGCCGGACGUUGAGUUGGCCUACAACUCUUCCAUCCACCCGGCUAUUGGGAUAUCGCCCUUCGAGUUCGAGCACGGCUCGCCGGUCACGUCACCGUUGGACACGAUUACUCCACGCACGGCCGAGAGCGACGACCAUCUUCUUUUCUUGCGUCGGAUGCAAGAGCAUCUUGUCAAGGCACGCGACCAGAUGGCUAAGACGCAACAGCGCAUGCGCCAACAGGCAAAUCGCCAGCGUCUUCCUUGUCCAUUCUGCGUCGGAGACCUUGUCUGGGUUUCAGCAGCGGAAUUCAGCCUUGAACAGGACAUCUCUCGCAAGCUCCUUCCGAAAUGGAUGGGGCCUUGGCCGAUCAUCGAGCCCGCUGGAGACACACCUGAGGGACCUUCCUUCACGAUUCAGGUGCCUAGCCACUUGCCCGUCUACCCAGUCUUUCAUUGUUCCAAAUUGGCUCUGUACACGCCUGCGGAACAUGAUGAUUUUCCCGGGAGAUGUAUGCAGGAUCCACCUUCUAUGGAUGGUUUUCAGGAGGUCGGCGACAUCAUCUCCCAGCGACGCUACGGCAACAAGCCAACUGAGUAUCUGGUGCAUUUUGCUUACUGCACUCAUCGAGCUGAUCGUUGGUUGAACCGUGCGGAACUGCAAGCGACAGCUCUAGACGUUCUCGCACGCUACGAACGCAAGAUGCAAGGCAAGCCGGAUUCUUCAGCUCCACGCCGCGCCCGCGUCCAGGUUCCACCUUCAGACCGACGGCUUCGCCCUCGCCCCGGCUUGACUUCAUAAGGAGGGGGGGGUGUUACAUGCAGCGCGUGCACACACGGGCCAUUUUGCAGGCUCGACGACCAUUUUGCAGGCUUGACUGGAUUUAGGCCAAAACCCUAG